Pimephales promelas (fathead minnow) is the source of this 1813-nucleotide messenger RNA. RefSeq names its product growth arrest-specific protein 1. Lineage: Eukaryota; Metazoa; Chordata; Actinopteri; Cypriniformes; Leuciscidae. The record is from RefSeq and is a predicted model, not a curated record. Gene Ontology annotation, biological process: regulation of cell cycle.
CAGCCGAGCGUGAAAGAGUCGGAGGGACAAAGACAUGCAGCAUGAAGCCGUAACAGCAGAACUCACUCUGAACUACAGCAGGAAGGAGCCCUCGGAUCAAAGCUUCGUUGAGGAGUAAACGAGUCUUUUCUCUCUGAAAUGAAGUUUUGCCAUUCUGACACACAGAAAUGCAUCGGAUCGCCGGACUGAACUGAACUGAAAGCUUCAUUGUGGAGUUUAAAUGACCUUUCUAAGAGGCGUUCUCGCAGAAACUGACUCUCGAACUCACAGAAACUCGACGGGAACGGAGGAUUCAGAGAGGAGUGCAUCGGAUCGCAGGGACUGGACUGGCCGACUGAUGGAAAAGCUUCAUUAUUGAAUAAAUGAGUGACUUUUCUUGCUGAAACUCUCAUGAAGACGGAGAGGAAUGCCCUCGGGUCGCAGGGAUUGGACUGAUUACGUGAGUUUUCUCGCUGAAGUGUUAGCCGCGCGAUGCCCUGUGUCCCCCCGGCGCUGCGCUUGAGAACCGCUCCGAUGCGCGCGUACGUCUGAGCUCAGUCAUGAAGAUCCUCUCGGCGCUCGUCGUCUGGGCCGUGAUGGCGACUCUGGACGCUCAGCUGGUGUGCUGGCAGGCGCUAGUCAGGUGUCACGAGGAGCGCGAGUGUGAGCUAGCGUAUAACCAGUACCUGAGCGCGUGCGACGGGAACAUCCGCGGGGAACGCCGCCAGUGUCCUAGCCACUGUAUUAGCGCGCUAAUCCGCCUCAACCAAACCGGAUCCGGGCCGGAUCUGGAGAGAUGCUCCUGCGAGACGGAUCACGAGUGUCUGAGCGCUAAACGAGCCAUCGACCCCUGUCUCCCGCGCACUCACCCUAGCAUGGGCUGCACCGAAGCGCGCCGGCGGUGCGAGGACGACCCCGCGUGUCACGCGGCUCUGAUGGCGUAUCUCUCCCACUGCGGACAACUGUUCAACGGGAGGAAGUGCUCGCCGCAGUGCCGCUCCACCAUCGAGCAGCUUCUGCUAAUGCCGGACGGCGAGAUGCUAAACACCUGCGUGUGCGACGGCCUCGAGCGGCCAUUUUGUGAGGUGGUGAAACAGAACAUGGCGAAACUGUGUUUGAUCGGAGAUCCCGGCGGCGAACACGACGACGCGUACGAGGACGAGGAUUACGAGGCGAGACCGGGAGGCGAGGCGAGCGACGCGGUGGCGUCCGGCUCCAGCGUUUCGGCUCUGUCUCCACACGCGCUGUUGCUGCUCGUUCUCGCGGCGUCUCGGACUCUGUGAACACACGACUCCACAUCUGGAGAGUGUGUAACUCUAUGCACACAAGCCUCGCCCGCGCGGUUAGCGGUUGCAGGAAGGAAUGGCAUCCAAACAACUAAAGAUCACACGUGACAUUGGUGACACUUGUCGAAAAAUUUUCAUCAUAAUUGUGUAGUUUUGAGUUUUUAUUUUCGCUCUCGCUGCGUUUGAGACUCUUUAAAUGGCCGGAUGAUGGAAUGAAACCAUUCAAGGCUGGAAUACACCUGAGACCUGGAGAUUGUAACUUUAGACAUUCUGCUGCCUUUAAAGGUGCAAUAUAUAUAUAUAUAUGUAGCAUUUUCACUCUUCUAAAGCAUAAAAAUACCAUAACAUGUUUGCAUAUAUUGAGGAAACACGUUGAGAGUCGCGCUCGUUCCUGUUGCUUAAACCGGACCCGUGUGAGCGUCGAGUCUGAGGAGGCGGGAGAAAGCGAUCUGAAAUAUUUUGAACUCGACUGCUAGGAAAGUAAAAUGACUUAAGAAAGUGUAUCUUGUUUUCUCAAAUGAAAAAUUCAAAAUAAAGGGAUUAAAUUA